Dendronephthya gigantea is the source of this 1208-nucleotide messenger RNA. Its product is annotated as zinc transporter 2-like. The record is from RefSeq and is a predicted model, not a curated record. Gene Ontology annotation, molecular function: zinc ion transmembrane transporter activity. The transcript is spliced from 8 exons. The coding region runs from base 117 to 1163 and encodes 348 amino acids. Gene Ontology annotation, biological process: zinc ion transmembrane transport; response to zinc ion. Gene Ontology annotation, cellular component: plasma membrane. Lineage: Eukaryota; Metazoa; Cnidaria; Anthozoa; Malacalcyonacea; Nephtheidae.
AAAUCGGUUUGAAAGUCAUUAUUAGCGAUGACAUGUUCAGCGAACUUGAAAGUAUCUGACUGAGCUGAAUUAAGUAAUAUCAAAGAAAUUCUGAAUGGGAGCAUUUUCCUCAGUGUAUGAUGGCUAACUUGGAUAAAGAACCUUGUCCUGUUAAUUCAGAUACAGAAAUCAAACAUGAAACCUCGAAAGCAAGAACCCAACUAUUUCUUGCCACAUUUGUUUGCAUUGUGUUCAUAGCUGUUGAAGUUGCGGGAGGUUAUUUGGCGAAUAGCUUGGCAAUAAUAAGCGAUGCAGCACAUAUGAUGUCUGAUCUGGCAAGUUUAUUAACAAGUAUAUUAGCAAUAAACAUUGCAGCCUGGCCUGCAACCAAAUCUCACACUUUUGGUUUUUAUCGUGCAGAAAUAAUUGGGGCAUUGCUAACGAUUUUCAUUGGAUGGGUUGUGUCUGCCUUCCUAUCAUACUACGCCAUAGAAAGAAUAGUCUACCAUGAUUAUGAAAUAGAGGCAGAUACCAUGGUGUUGACUGCCGGGUUCUGUUUGAUAGCAAAUAUUUUAAUGGGAUUGAUUCUCGUCGUUCCUGGGAGAUCACAUGGUCACUCCCAUGGCGGGAAACCUGCAAUGAGAGAAGUAGAAACACAAUCAAAAGAAGAGCUUCAAAAUAUUAACAUUAGAGCUGCUUUUAUUCAUAUUUUAGGAGAUACUUUGUGUACUUUAGGACUUUUAAUUGCUGCUGUUAUUAUCAAAUUUAGGCCGGAACUUACAAUUGCUGAUCCCAUUUGUACCUUGCUCUUUUCUAUCAUGUCAGUUCUUGUAAGCCUAAAUGUAUUUAAAGAUAUUAUGAAAGUAUUUCUGGAAGGUACACCGGAUCAGUUUACCUACGAUGAAGUGAAAAACUCGUUAGAAUCGAUAAGUGGCGUCACGCAAGUUCACAGCUUGCGUUUAUGGUCCCUGACGGUCGACCUCUUGGCAGCAAACGUACACUUACGGAUUGACGAAAGUGCAAGUGAAAAUGAAGUUCUAUACACAGCAAAAAAUAUCUUAAAACAAGAAUAUAGGAUAAAGUUUGUUUGCAUUCAAGUUGAAAACAAAUUUGAGUCAUGGAUAGAAAUACACAAUCAGGCGAAAAUGGAGGCGCAGGCGCAAACGUCAGAAAACAUAGAAUGAAACUCGGAAUAGAUAAUUUUUGUCAAUUAAUGUACAAAAUUUAAA